GCCCCUGCUCCAGGUUUGGCGCCGGACCUGGGACACAAGGUCCGAAGGACGUGCUGCUCUGUGGGUUCCUGGACCCCUGAGGUGGGACAUUGUCGUGUCAGCUCCAUGGCCGACAGAGAGACUUUCCUCCGAGAGCUGGACAGAGGGUUUCUUGCCCCCCGCAUCCUGGACCCCAAUGGCCGCUGAUGGGAAGAGAGUGGAAUCAUAACUGCUGGAUCUGUGUUCCUUCCUUGCUGUUCAACACCAAGUGUGGGGGUGAGGAGAGGACUCACUGGCCCAGAAGAGGUUUCUCCUAUGUUAAAUCUCCCUUCUUCUUAAAUUCAGCAUCUACGGGCACUGGACACUUACUGCUCAGACUGUCUGAAAGUGAAAAACCAGAGGAAGAUUGUUGAUGGCAGAACAUUGAAAAUGCAAACAAUGGAAUCGGUGACCUUCAAUGAUGUAGCUAUAGACUUUGAUGCAGAAGAGUGGGCCUUGAUGGACACAACACAGAGAAACCUGUUCAGACAUGUUAUACUGGAGAGUAUCAGUCAUCUGGUGUCUGUGGCAUUGGAUGCUUAUUGCUCAGACUGCCUGAGAGUGAAAAACCAGAGGAAGAUUGUUGAUGGCAGAACUCUGACAAUGGAAGCAAUGGAAUCAGUGACCUUCAAUGAUGUAGCUAUAGACUUUGAUGCUGAAGAGUGGGCCUUGAUGGACACAAGACAGAGACACCUGUUCAGACAUGUUAUGCUGGAGAGUAUCCAUCAUCUGGUGUCAGUGGACAGACAAAAUGACCAUAGAAAAGAAGAAAUGAUAACUAUGCCAGGUAUCUGCAAUAAGGACAAAUAUACCACCCAGGCAAAGCAGCAGAUUUCUAACAUUGGAGAGGAUCCCUUUGGAAUUAUUGAUUUGGGAGAGGAGUUCAUUCACUCAAGAUUGGAUGACAUGGAAACAAAGACCUAUCUAAAUGAACAAUAUCCAAAAACUAUCAAUUUCCAGUCAUUCUUUAGUACACAUAAGCAAAUUCAGACAGGAAAUAAUUCAUAUGACUGUCGUCUAUGUGGAAAAGCCUUCAGAAAUAUUUCUGUCCUUAGACAGCAUGAGAGAACUUGCACUGGAGAAAAACGAUAUGUCUGCCAUCUGUGUGGGAAAUCCUUCACUAGAUGUUGUAACCUUAAGGAACAUGAGAGGAAUCACACUGGGGAGAAAGCAAGUGUCUGCCAUCAAUGUGGGAAAAUCGUUACUGAUAGUUCUAAGCUCAGAAUACAUGUGAGAACUCACAAUGUGGAGAAACCAUACAUUUGCCAUCUAUGUGGGAAAUCCUAUAAGUAUCGUGUUGAUCUUAGACAACAUGAGAAAUCUCACACAGGGGAGAAACCAUAUGUCUGCCAUCUAUGUGGGAAAGACUUUGCUUGUAAAACUGCCCUCAAACCACAUGUGAGAACUCACACUGGGGAGAAACCAUAUAUCUGCCAUCUAUGUGGGAAAUCCUUCAAUCACUGGAGUAACCUUAGGGAUCAUAAGAGAACUCACACUGGGGAGAAACCAUAUGUCUGCAACACAUGUGGGAAAUCCUUCAGUUAUUUUGCUAGCUUUAGUAACCAUAAGAGAACUCACACUGGGGAGACACCAUAUGCCUGCCAUCUAUGUGGGAAAUCCUUCAGUCAACGUGGGCACCUUAGGGGACAUGAGAGGGGGACAUGAGAGAAUGCACACUGGGGAGAAACCAUAUGUUUGCCAUGUAUGUAGGAAAUGCUUCACUUAUCGUUCUGCUCUCAGAGAACAUGUGAGAAUUCACACUGGGGAGAAACCAUACAUCUGCCAUCUAUGUGGGAAAUCAUUCAGACAUUUUGGUAGCCUUAGGAAUCAUGAGAGAACUCACACUGGUGAGAAACCAUACAUCUGCAAUGUAUGUGGGAAAUCUUUCAGUCACUUUGGUAGCCAUAGGAAACAUGAGAGAACUCACACUGUGGAGAUUCCAUACAUCUGCAAUGUAUGUGGGAAAUCCUUCAGUAAAAGUAGUCGACUUAGGCAACAUGGGAGAACUCACACUAGGGAGAAACCAAAUGUCUGCCAUUAAUGAGGUAAUCCUUCAGUCAAUGUGGUUCCUUUAGGCAAUUUGGGAGAACUCACACUGGGAAGAAACCAUAUGUUGAUUUUUUAUGCGGGGAAGUCUUCACUGAUAGAGUGACCCUCAGACAACACAAGAUAAUUAACACUGGGGAGAUAACAUGUCUGCCCUCUAUCUGGGAAAAAUUUUAGACAUAAUUCUACCAUAAGGAACAUCAUAGAUCUCAUUAACUAUGUUGUGCAUAUGGAAGAGCUUUCAAACAGAGCUACCAACUUUAAAAAGUGGAAAACAAAACAAAAAAAAAACACAGGAGUAGAAAUCCCUGUCAAUGUAAUGAAUGUCUAAAUGCCUUUAUUUACAAUCUAUCCUUAAAUAACAUGAUUGCACUAUCCUGGGAGGAACACUAUGUAAUUACAUAUAAUAGAUUUCAGCUGAGCUCCAGCCUUGGUGUGUACAAGAACAGCUCAGAGUAGGAAUAAAUCCAAAACCAGAAAGCUGGUUAGGAAAGAUAUUAUCAGUGGGAGGGAACUCUAGGAGAACUCUAGGAGAUAAUUAUUAAUGGAAUAAUAAUUCAAAGGAGAAAUGUGUGAAAUCCUUUGCUUACACAGCAAUGUAUGGUAUAUAUGUGAAGUUUCACAUUUUAUAAAAUAUUCUCAGUAUGUGUAUAUAGAAUGAAGAAAAAUCUUUGGUGGCUUUGAAUUGAUUCAUCAGUGUUUAAUUUCCCAUACUGAGGAAAUGUCAACCCUAAAAUAAAAUCACAAAGUGUUCAGCUGGAGUUCACAUCAGGCAUAUCAGACAGGGAAAAACAUCUAAGAAGAAUGCUUUACAACACAAUUCAACCAUGAAUUCAGAGUUUUGCCUGAAAAAUAAAUUAAAACUAGCAUUGUGAAGUGAUCUGUGAGUGAUGAAUGCAGUAUUUUUUAAUGAGUUGUAGGGAAGGAAAUCAAAGCUUUUCUCAAUACACUUGCAAAUAAUUAUGAAGUAAAAGCUGUAGCUGAAAAUACUAUAAUGUUGGUCAGCUUCUAUUUUUUCACACAACUCUAAACAUAAUUAUGAUGACUGUUAAACCAGAGAACUUUGAAUGUUAACUGAAGAAUGUACAGACCAAGGUUACAUGUCAUAAAUAUUGUAUACUUUUGACAGUUAUGAAUACAACAAUAAUGAAUAGGAUACAAAUAAAUAAAUA
Messenger RNA from Choloepus didactylus (southern two-toed sloth), 3236 nucleotides. Its product is annotated as zinc finger protein 596-like. The coding region runs from base 409 to 1683 and encodes 424 amino acids. The record is from RefSeq and is a predicted model, not a curated record. Gene Ontology annotation, molecular function: DNA-binding transcription repressor activity, RNA polymerase II-specific; RNA polymerase II cis-regulatory region sequence-specific DNA binding. Gene Ontology annotation, biological process: negative regulation of transcription by RNA polymerase II. Lineage: Eukaryota; Metazoa; Chordata; Mammalia; Pilosa; Megalonychidae. The transcript has 8 exons.